This is a messenger RNA of Ctenocephalides felis (cat flea), 1632 nucleotides long. Its product is annotated as A disintegrin and metalloproteinase with thrombospondin motifs 7-like. Gene Ontology annotation, biological process: proteolysis; extracellular matrix organization. Bases 1 to 1632 code for a protein of 543 amino acids. Gene Ontology annotation, molecular function: metalloendopeptidase activity. The record is from RefSeq and is a predicted model, not a curated record. NCBI's taxonomy places the organism in Eukaryota, Metazoa, Arthropoda, Insecta, Siphonaptera, Pulicidae. The transcript has 15 exons. Gene Ontology annotation, cellular component: extracellular matrix.
AUGCAUCACUCUGAAGAUGAUAAAUCCGAAAGGGAAGAAGCAGUCAUGGCUGCAAGUUUAUUUGAUGAUAAUACAUUUACAAUGCCGCUUGAAUUAGUAGUUGUCAGGAUGAUUCGCUUAGAUGUACCUGAUAAACGGAUUACGAUGACUUCGUCAGCAGAUCCUUCAAAUAUUUUGGAUGCAUUCUGUCCAUGGCAAAAGUCCAUGAAUCCAGGUGAUGAUAAUCAUCCCAAUCAUCACGACUUAGCUAUAUUUCUGACAAGAGUAAAUAUAUGUACAAAUCCCCAUAACUGCGGAUUUCUGGGAUUGACUCGUCUAGGUGGAGCUUGUGAUCCAAAUACAUCAUGCGCAGUUUGCAUAGAUGUUGGACCAAAAGUGGGCGUAAUAAUGGCACAUGAAGUAGGCCAUAGUUUAGGUAUGUCUCAUGAUGGUCCAAAAGACUCUGGAUGCUUGCCAACAGACAAACGAGGAUUUAAUCGUGUUAUGGCUCCUAACAUUUCUGUGCAUACAGAAAGUUGGUCAAAUUGCAGUGUAGAAUAUUUUAAAAUAUUCAUAGAUAAUAUGUAUGGAGAUUGCUUAAUUGACGAACCAGGAGAACAUGAUUUUCCUUUUGCCUUUCUAUUGCCGGGCGUGAUGUACGACGGAGACUAUCAAUGUAAACAAAUAACGAAUAAUAAGCAUGCGCAAAUGUGCGAUACAGGUGUGACGUGCGAUAGUUUGAACUGUUAUAUUGAUAAUGUCGGGUGCAUUGAAACUCACAUUCCUCCAGCAGAUGGCACUGCAUGCGGCGAGAAAAUGUGGUGCUACCAAGGAGAGUGUAUAACAGUCGGAAAACGACCUGACGCCGUUGAUGGAGGCUGGGGUCCUUGGAGUAGUUGGGGAGAUUGCUCUAGAACAUGCGGUUCAGGAGUUCAGAAUUCUGUUAGGUACUGUGAUACGCCGUCUCCAGAAAAUGGAGGUGAGCCUUGUAGUGGAAUUAGCAAAAGACACAGGAUAUGUGCUACAGAGCCAUGCGAAUUUGGCCAACCUUCAUUUCGGGAUCUUCAAUGUGCAGAAUUCAACAACUGGAUUUAUCCAGAAGAUGGCAAAACCCAUACGUGGAAAGGAUUUCAUAUGCAUGAUGAAAAUCCAUGUAUUCUAUUCUGCGUCAAUAACGAAAAAGUUGUCGCAUCUUUGAAACCAAAGGUGAUAGAUGGUACUACAUGUCAUCAUGGAAUACGAGAUAUUUGCAUCGGAGGCAUGUGCACGGAAAUUCCAUGUGAUUUGGAUUUGGAAUCAACGGCUGUUGAAGAUUCUUGUGGAAUAUGCCAUGGGGAUUCUUCUAAAUGCUUACUUGUACAAGGAACCAAGGAUUUCGAAGAGGCCGACGGGGCGUCAAAACUGAUUGAUCUUCCUGAAGGCGCUCGUAAUAUAAAAAUAGAAGAAACUAAGCCCACAAAAUCAAAAAUAAUGGUCAAAACUAAUGAUGAAGAAGAAUUUUAUAUAAAAGGAACAAUUCUCGGAAUGUACAGCUUGCCCGGGUCCAAAGCGUGGCUGGGCAUGAUACGUAAAGAUCAAGAGGCAUUGACUAUUCCAGGUCCAAUAAUGGAAAAACUUGGUGUCUGGCAAUCAGAAUAUGCAAACAUUUCAUGA